This is a messenger RNA of Silurus meridionalis, 764 nucleotides long. RefSeq lists its product as uncharacterized. The record is from RefSeq and is a predicted model, not a curated record. Bases 153 to 764 code for a protein of 203 amino acids. Gene Ontology annotation, cellular component: external side of plasma membrane. Lineage: Eukaryota; Metazoa; Chordata; Actinopteri; Siluriformes; Siluridae. Gene Ontology annotation, biological process: immune response; negative regulation of T cell proliferation; cellular response to lipopolysaccharide. The transcript has 5 exons.
GUGUUUUUUUUUCCUCAUGCUUUAGCUGAAAACCUUAAAUACAAAAGAGUUAUUCUGUUUCGGGGCAUUACAGCGUGUUUGGUGGAGAUAAACUCAGGAGAGUUCUCAGAGAGACCAGUAUCUAGUAAGUAGAUUUGUCGUUGUAGACGAGAAUGUUGCUGGGGUUUUCUCUUCUUCUCGUCAUGCUUCCUGUCACUAAAGGCUGCAACCUAAACAACAACAAAAAAAUAUUUAACAUCAGUGCACAUGUAGGUGAUACAGUACUGCUGCCCUGCUCUUGCACUGACCCCCAGUCCCAAUCUCAAAAAGUAACCUGGAAAAAAAAUCACAAGCUCAAUAGUAAUUGGGUUUAUGUACCAACUUUGGAAAUUAGAUUUCAACUCAGCAAUGUUCAGAAUGGAAAUCUCUCUUUACUCAUAUCACACCUAACUGCUGAGGAUGAUGGAUUGUACAGGUGUUCAACUAGUCAGGAUUUGUUCACAGACAUCAACCUCAGUGUUAAAGGCGAGCCUGUUUCUGCAGAGCCAUCGAUCUUCAUGAUCCUCAUUCCCGUUGUGCUGCUUUUGCUUAGCCUCGGAGGAGUCAUUUUGUGGCGCUACAGAGCAAGAAAACAACUGACACCAAACUGUAAAGAACUGGCAGGUCAGAAGAAUGAGGAGGAGGCACAGAGGAAAAAGCAGGAGAUGCAGGAUGAUGUCAUGUACACCACUGUGGUCUACACGACUCAAAUACCCAAAUUAGUCAGCACUAAGGAAAGCACAUGA